This is a messenger RNA of Anopheles coluzzii, 4084 nucleotides long. RefSeq names its product GTPase-activating protein skywalker (gene sky). Lineage: Eukaryota; Metazoa; Arthropoda; Insecta; Diptera; Culicidae. The transcript has 12 exons. Bases 1898 to 3664 code for a protein of 588 amino acids. The record is from RefSeq and is a predicted model, not a curated record.
AACUGUGUGUGUGUGCAAAGUAGAAACGAAAGAAAACGUCCGAGUGCGCAAGAUUUAUGUACAAACUUCUUCGUUUUCAUCUGAAACUUUGAUAAAACUUGGCGCUGUGACUCGCAAUAGGCAAUUUUAUGAUUAUUCUUCUGUGUCCAUCGCGUGGAGAAAGUGAAUAAUAAUUGGUACAGUGAAAUACUCAUCGUUGAGAACAACGUCGCCUACCGCAGUAGCACAGUUCUAAGCAAAUCAGGCCACACUGUUGGAUUGCACCCCCCUCUCUCCACAGUCAACCAGAAAGGAAUCAGAAUUGCUUGUUGAGGUGACGAGCCUGUUGUGAUUUAUGUUUCGCAGUGUUUCAAUUGCUUGCAUGUAGUGUGUUUUUUUAAAGGAAAAAGUGAAAAUACUUGAUGCCUGACGUCGAAGAGUCAUUGUCAUAAAAAAGAUUAUGAGGCAUGAAAAUCUCCUCUGCUCGAUGAAGCAAUAAUCUACAGUUCGAAAGUAUUGUUUGAGUGUUCACAAUAGCAAAUCACCAGUUAAGCGGCUGACCAAAUUUGGUUCGAAAUCAAAACACAGGAGAUCUGCAUCCACAGUGUGUGUACUGCCACCAAACUGCCACCGUACGUUUGUGUAAAAGCGUUUUGACUUGCUUGAUGACAAAGUGAUUCAUUCAUUAUUGAUUUGCGGGAAUUUGUGGCAAGCAAAUUGUUCAUCGCACGCCAAUUCAUCAUUUUCAAACAUCCGACUCUUCCUUCUUGGAAGCGAUUGAAUUCGUUCCCGCAAAGGAAAAGCUAAAUCGAAAGAAUCGUUGUUCAGCGCACACAGGACUCUCGUGUAGAGCCACUCUACAAGUAUUCGUCCUGGGUGCUGUCUACAGUUGGGAUCUGAACAUAGAACACACCGUUCCUCACUAUUGUUCUCGUACUCGACAGUGUUCCUUUGAGCAGAGUUAAUUUAAAGAAGUUAAACAAUUAAAGUGGAAGGUUUCAUAAUGCUCUUUGAAGAUCUCACAUAAGCUGUCGAACAAACUAUCAACGAGAUGCAUGCAUUUCGCGCCCGGCCAGGGGUGCUAGUGUCCCCAUGAAGAGAUUCGGCACAGUGACGGAAUCGGCCUUCGAUAAAUGUUGUGUGGUAAAGUGAAGUGAUUGAUUAGAAACAGUAAAGAAAGCUUAAUAAAGUAAGUGUUGCCUGCAGACGCUUAAAAAGGCAAGGUGAAUUCUAGUCAUUUGUGAACAAUUCGUAAGUAAUAGAAACAUCCAAGUGACCACAUGAACGGAAUGUCGAUGACAUUGUACUGAAACGGGAAAUAAAAAAAUCAUCAUCAUCAUCUAGUAGAAAAAUAAUAAUCUGUGACUGUAAACAGUUUAUCAAUUAUUGAACAGUGUAAAAGUUUUUAAAAAUUGAUGUUACCAUUUGGAGGAGAACUUAAAAGUCAGUCAGGCAGCAGAGGUGUGCUGGUGCGUUAGAAGAAAAUCAAACGUUAUCGUGGGCGCGUAGAGCCGUGCUUUAUUAUCAUUUGAGCUGGAACAACAUCGGACCGAUACGGUAUAGAUAGACGACAGAUAGGCAGAUUGGCAGCAAGAGGCACACACCAUUACUACGCAUACGGACCUUGUAAGCGAUCCACCUUAGACACUGGAAAUGCAGUAGCUGUUAUGAAGUGUGUCUAUGCUGUUGAUGAACGAAUGUUUUGCUGCUCGAAUGACACGUUUUAAAAUUCACCAAUCUGCGCCGGUGUGUUAGAAGAGUGCUUUGUGUGUGAUUAAAUGUGUUGAGCGAAUACAUACAAUUUGUCGUACAUAAUCAGUGAUUUCUCGGUUCGGCUGUUGUUGCAAAGAAAAACUCGACGGAAAUACGUAAACUGGCCAGCACAAUUGUAGCAGUUACUUAAGAUUAACACUCCAUCAUGCCAGUGAAUGCUAUCGGAGCGGAACAGCUGAGUGGAAUCGAGGAAGAGUCUGACAUCUACGAAGCCUUUGCGCCCCAUGUCGAUACCUCCAACAUUUCUGUGCUAACGGAUACACCGCCCGGAAAAAAGCCAAACUUGAAAUCGUUUCAAGACGUGCAAUCACUCAUUCAACAAGGAAAAAAACGAGAAGCAAAGAUAGUGUUAAGAGAAAACUCAUGGCCCACCAAUUCACCGAUUCGUUCACAGCUAUGGCCAGCUUUAUGCGCCCAACAUCACGUUGGAAAAACGAUGCUGGACGGAUUCUAUUGGGAUAUGGUGAAUCAGGUUUUCGGUACGACAGAAUUGCCCGAGAAACCUAUAAUGCUGCCACCGUUCGUCGAUUCAACACAUUGUCUGCCCUAUCAUUUGACACGGAAAGGUCGAGCGGUGGCUGAUCGAGUAGUAAGUGUGCUCGGUUACGCCUGUCCAGACAUUACGUACAGCCCUACGCUCUACCCUAUUACUUCCAUUUUGUUACACUUUAUGUCUGAGGAAGAAUGCUACCACUGUAUGGCCAGCCUUGUCGCCCCGAAGGAGAAAGUUUUUAUUACUCAAACAAAGUUACUUUAUGAGGUCACGUGGAAGACUGUGAUGCAAAUUGCCAAAAAACAUGCGAAAUCUGCUGUUAAUUACCUAUCGACAAUGUGCAACGGACAAAAGCCUGAAUCGAUCUUCAUGGAUUGGUGCUGGUGGAUAUUAGGUGGAUUACCUUUCCCGCAUCUUGUACGAGUAAUGGAUUGCUUUUUCCACGAGGGAAUUAAGGUUUUCUAUCGCGUAUCGUUGGCUAUAUUGAUACUUUUUCACAAACACGUUACCAGCAGUAAUUCCGAGUGGGACACAGAUGCGAUAAAAAAUGACAUCGAUAAUGCCCUUCCAAAGUUCUGUAAAAAUAUACCAGUCUCACCGGCAAAGCUGCUCCGGACAGCUUUUAGUAUUAGAGCUCUUAGUUCUACGUACAUAUCUAGAGUUUUUUUGAAGACUGAAAUGUUACUAAAGAGUAAGUCAGUACUAAGUGGGCCGAAGCAAAUGGUAAGAUCACGUUCUAGCGAUAAUUUACCAACGAGUCAAUCCCAGAUCAACGUACAAAUGAUGUCUCACACCUUAACGAUUCGGGAGGGGGCUCAUUCUCCUGACGUACGAGUCUUGUCCAUGGGAGUUUUUCCAAUUCAAGCAAUAAAGAGUAAAAUAUGUGAUCAGGACACACUGUUUACGCUCUGGUCUUGGCUACCAGUAAGAAUCACAAUGUAUCAACCCAUUCUACUGUAUACAACAGAAGAACAUGGAUGCUCUUUGACAACGUUUUACGUUAGAGUAGAACAACAUGAACCAACACUGUUAAUGAUUAAAACGUGUAAUAACGAAGUGUUUGGUGCUUACUGUUCGUCCCGAUGGUUUGAACGCAAUUUAAAAGACGAUCGUGGACAGCGUCAAGCUUACUUUGGCACGGGAGAAACGUUUCUGUUUUCACUUUAUCCCGAACGUGCCAAAUAUCCGUGGGUCGGAAUAGAGGGUGAUACGGGCUUGGGCCAUGCAUCUGAGCUAUUUAUGGCUGCUGACUCCAAGAUGAUUACUAUCGGCGGCGGAGAGGGGCAAGCUAUCUGGAUGGAUGAAAAUAUUCGUUUCGGCAAAACCGACCGGUGCCAAACAUUUAAUAACCCACCGCUUUGUGCUUCUGGCGAUUUUGAGAUACGUGUUUUGGAGGUGUACGGUUUUGUAGGAGCGUGAAUAACCUGCUGAAUUAUGUAUCGGUAAAGCUUGCGUUUAAUUCACAUUGAACACAUCCGUAUUAAUGUUUAGCCUAUGUUGAAGCUGAAACCAAAACAAAACUCGAUAUGCUGUUAGAUCUCGUUGAUUUCAUCAUUGUGUUCUUUGACUCUCAUGAAAUGAGAGCAAAAACUAGAAGUAAACUUUUGACAAAAAUGAAAAUUUCAGCAAAUUCAUCAAGCCUCAGCCAUUCAAGAAAAGAACGCAUUGUUGUAUGUAUAAUUUUGCCAUGUUCAUUAAAUACUCUGAAUAUUUGCAAAUCGUGCGGAUUGCAUAAGAUCACUACAAGUGAUUAUAUAUAUAUCACGUAUUUCAGCCCAAUCGUAAAGCUUAUUUGGACAAAAGCAAUUUCGAACAAAUAUAUGCAUUAUACAUGAUAAA